Messenger RNA from Ziziphus jujuba (common jujube), 1790 nucleotides. RefSeq names its product beta-glucosidase 13. The record is from RefSeq and is a predicted model, not a curated record. The transcript has 13 exons. Lineage: Eukaryota; Viridiplantae; Streptophyta; Magnoliopsida; Rosales; Rhamnaceae. Gene Ontology annotation, molecular function: beta-glucosidase activity. Gene Ontology annotation, biological process: carbohydrate metabolic process. The coding region runs from base 41 to 1582 and encodes 513 amino acids.
UAAAUAGAGAAAACCCAGAUGACCAAAAUAAAAAACAGUCAUGUCAUUGCAAUGUUCUCUCCUCCUUGGCCUCCUACUAGUUGCGGGUUCUACAGUUACAAGUAGUAGCACGCAGAACAUACCUUCUCAAUAUGAAACUGCUUCCCUCAAUCGCACCAGUUUUCCCGCAGGUUUCAUAUUCGGGACAGCUUCAUCAGCUUACCAGUAUGAAGGUGCAGCAAGAGAAGGUGGUAGGGGACCAAGUGUAUGGGAUACCUAUACUCACAGACACCCAGAGAAGAUAAAGGAUGGCAGCAAUGGGGAUGUGGCUGUUGAUUCGUAUCAUCGGUAUAAGGAGGAUGUGAGGAUUAUGAAGGAAAUGGGGUUGGAUGCAUAUCGAUUUUCUAUUUCAUGGUCCAGAUUGUUACCAAAUGGAAAGUUAAGUGGGGGUGUGAACAAGGAAGGAGUCAAAUUCUACAACAACUUCAUCAAUGAACUCCUAGCCAAUGGUCUAAGGCCCUUUGUCACACUCUUCCACUGGGAUCUUCCCCAAACUUUAGAAGAUGAAUAUGGCGGUUUCUUAAGCCCUCACAUUGUGUACCACUUUAGAGAGUAUGCAGGAGUUUGUUAUAAGGAAUUUGGAGACAGGGUAAAACAUUGGAUCACUUUCAAUGAGCCUUUGGCCUAUAGCUUGGCUGGUUAUGCUAGCGGGGCGUUCCCACCUGGCAGGUGUUCGGAAUGGCAACAACUAAAUUGCAGCGCUGGGGAUUCAGGGACAGAGCCAUAUAUAGUUACACACCACCAGCUUCUUGCUCAUGCAGCUGCAGCUGAGCUGUAUAAGGAAAAGUAUCAGGUGUCUCAAAAGGGAACUAUAGGGAUAACAUUGGUGUCCCCGUGGCUUGUGCCAUAUUCCAACGCAAAGCACCACAAGAACGCUGCACUGCGAGCACUUGACUUCUAUUUUGGAUGGUUUAUGGACCCUUUGGUAAAUGGUGAAUAUCCACAUACCAUGCGAUCUAUUGUUGGAGAGCGAUUACCCAAGUUCACAAAAAUUCAAUCUGAGACUCUUAAAGGAUCAUUCGAUUUCAUUGGAAUAAACUACUAUACUUCUUACUACGCAGCUUAUGCGCCAAAAAGUAGCGCUGCAAAUGCUAGCCUCUUGACAGACUCUCACGCUAAUCUUCUACCGGAGCGUAAUGGGAUCCCCAUUGGUCCAAAGGCUGCUUCAGAUUUUAUCCGGAUUUAUCCGAGGGGCAUUCGAGAUCUUCUGCUCUAUAUAAAAACGAAGUAUCAUAAUCCACUUCUUUACAUUACUGAGAAUGGAGUUGAUGAGUUUAAUGAUCCCAAGUUACCCCUCAAGAAGGCCCUUAUUGACAACCAUAGAAUUGACUACCACUAUCGCCAUCUUUAUUACCUUCAACGAGCAAUCAAGGAUGGUGUCAAUGUGAAGGGGUAUUUUGCAUGGUCAUUGUUAGACAACUUUGAAUGGACUUCGGGUUACACUGUUCGGUUCGGCAUCAACUUCGUGGAUUACAAAAAUGGAUUAAAGCGAUACCCCAAGCUCUCAGCUCAUUGGUUUAAUAAAUUCCUAAUCAGAAACUAAAGAAAUGAUGAGGAUGCCAAUUAGGAAGGUCCUAUCCUUAUUAUUUUCUUAAUUUCUAUCUCUAUUUUCUACUUUCCAUUGAUUAGUUCGAACAUUUUGUCCAACUACAUUGAAGAGGGGAUUGAAAGAGGGUAUUUCGAUUCAAACCUGGGGAAAUAUGGUAGCGUAUGUUAUUAAUAAUGAAAAUUUGUUUCAAACAUUUGACAUA